AUGCGCUCUGAGGCGCGCACCCUAGGUCUCAGCACUUUUCUGGACGAAUACAUCGGCCGCGGCGUCUCCCUACGCGCCCUCCUCGAGGUCUUUGGCGCGCCAUUUGCGCUGAUAUCUUCCGUGCCGGAUUUUCAACUGUUGCCCUUACUGCGCAACCAGAUGGUGCGGUUCUACCGACAUAGACCUAAGCUGAGCGGGAUUAAUUCCGUGCAGGAUGUCGUGGAGCUUUUGCAAGGUGCUCGAAAAAUUAUGGUGCUGACCGGCGCAGGUGUUAGUGUGUCCUGUGGGAUUCCGGAUUUCCGCUCGCCCACUGGAAUAUACACACGGUUGAAUGAUGAGUUUGGGCUGGAUGACCCACAGCAGAUGUUUGAUAUUGAGUAUUUCCGCGAAACUCCCGAGCUCUUCUACUCCUUUGCCAAAGAGCUCUACCCUUAUAAUUUUACUCCGGCGCCCACCCACGCGUUUGUCAAGUUGUUGGAGGAUGAGGGGAGGUUGUUGAGGAACUAUACGCAGAACAUCGAUACCCUGGAGCAUGUUCAGGGGAUUAGCAGGGUGCUGAAUUGUCAUGGGUCGUUUGCUACUGCUACGUGUAUUAAAUGUGGGUAUGCGUGUGAUGGGAAGGACUUGGAGGAGGAUAUUAUGGCUAUGCGGAUCGCCUUUUGCCCGCAAUGUAAGGACGGACCAAGCGAACCGGUUUCUCAACCCAACGUGCCUGCCGGCGGACUUGCCGUGGCCAGCGGAACCGGCGCCUAUGCCUCUUUCAAGGACGACGAAGAUGACGACGACGAGGAUGAUAUGGACUAUGGAGUUGUGCGUGGGAUAAUGAAACCAGACAUAACCUUUUUCGGCGAGAAGCUCCCCGACCAAUUCGAUGAAGCCCUCCUAGAGGACCGCGACCAAGUAGAUCUCCUCCUAGUCAUGGGCAGCAGUCUCAAAGUCGCCCCGGUCUCGGAUAUAAUGAGCCACUUGCCGCAUAAUAUCCCCCAGGUGGUAAUAAACAAAACCCCCAUUUUGCAUUUGAACUUUGACGUUCAGUUACUCGGCGACGCCGACGAUAUUGUUGCGUUUUUGGCGCGGGAAUGCGGAUGGGAGUUGAGACACGAGAAGAUACCGGGGGGGAAUGGUGGAAGCAGUGAUCUGAAUAGAGAUAUAAAUAAGGCUAUCGUUUAA
Messenger RNA from Kickxella alabastrina, 1170 nucleotides. RefSeq names its product DHS-like NAD/FAD-binding domain-containing protein. The transcript is spliced from 2 exons. Gene Ontology annotation, molecular function: NAD+ binding. The coding region runs from base 1 to 1170 and encodes 389 amino acids. The record is from RefSeq and is a predicted model, not a curated record. NCBI's taxonomy places the organism in Eukaryota, Fungi, Kickxellomycota, Kickxellomycetes, Kickxellales, Kickxellaceae.